Dama dama (fallow deer) is the source of this 2436-nucleotide messenger RNA. It is a transcript of the gene ZNF16, whose product is annotated as zinc finger protein 16. The record is from RefSeq and is a predicted model, not a curated record. The transcript is spliced from 3 exons. Bases 109 to 2094 code for a protein of 661 amino acids. Lineage: Eukaryota; Metazoa; Chordata; Mammalia; Artiodactyla; Cervidae.
UCUGGAGGCCGAGCCGCUUGGGUAUCUCUGCGUUGCGCUCUUCCCCGAGCAGCUGUGUGUGGCGGGUGUUCGCGCGGUGGCGUCUUUGCGUUGCUGAUAGCGCUACCGAUGACUCCGAUGCACCGGCGGUCUCAGCCAUGCCCAGCCUCAGAGUAUGCUCUGAAGAGGCAGCAGUGGAGCUCUCAGUUCCUGGACCAUCCCCUUGGACCCCUAGAGCCCAGGCCUGUGUGGAGUGAUGCUCCUGCCAAGACCCACCCUGGAUCUGCACUUCACGGUUCCCUCUGUUGUGGUGACGCUGAGCCAGGAGCCACCUCCCCUCACCAUCAGCAGCCAGGCUGGGACACCAGGACUAAGGGCCAGGAGUUUGUUCAGAAGGAAGACACUUCUGAGGAGUUGGAAUCACAGGUUGAAAUAUCAGACAGCUCUGGCAGUGAUGCUCCCCAGACACCUGAGCUUGGAGGACUCCGUGGUGGUGCAGAAGAAAGAGACUGGGGGGUCCUUGAGGAUGAGAGGCAGAUGCACCGCCCUCACCAGGAGGGGGCGUUCACUCUAGUGCAGAUGCUUCUCAGGAGCCCCUCAGGAGCGAGAGAGGUGGACUGUGAUGAAAUCAAGAGCAGCUGCAGCCGGAGCCCAAGCCCAGUGGAGUGUCAGGGGCCUCCUGCAGAGGGGAGGCCCCAUCCAUGUGGCAUACAGAGCCUGCCCUGCAGCCUGGACCUGCCCAGCUGCACAGGACUUCACGUGGCCGAAAGCCCGUUCAUAUGCAGCGAGUGUGGGAAAACCUUCCAAGGAGACUCCGAUCUUACUCAGCAUCAGACAGUGCACCCUGGACACAAGUCCUUCAUCUGUAACGAGUGUGGAAAGCUCUUUAGCACACACACAGUCUUCCUCCAGCACCAGCUCACCCACCCUGGGGAGAAGCUGCAUGUGUCUUCUGAGUGUGGGAAGGCCUUCUGCCAGAGCCCCAGCCUUAAAAAGCACCAGAAGUCCCAUGUGAGCGAGAAGCCCUAUGAAUGCAGUGAGUGCGGGAAGACCUUCAGGCGCAGCUCCAACCUCACCCAGCACCAGAGAAUCCACUCUGGCGAGAAGCCGUACGUGUGUCAUGCCUGUGGAAAGGCCUUCAGGCGCAGCUCCAACCUUGUCAAGCACCAGAGGGUCCACACAGGGGAGAAGCCCUUUGAGUGUACUGAGUGUGGGAGGGCCUUCAGCCAAAGCUCACACGUGAGGAAGCACCAGAGGGUCCAUACCGGGGAGAGGCCUUACUCAUGUAGUGAGUGUGGCAAGCCCUUCAGCCGGGUGUCCAACCUCAUCAAACACCACAGGGUCCACACGGGGGAGAAGCCCUACAAGUGCAGUGACUGUGGGAAGGCCUUCAGCCAGAGCUCGAGCCUCAUCCAGCACCGGAGGAUCCACACCGGGGAGAAGCCUCAUGUGUGUGCUGUGUGUGGCAAGGCCUUCAGCUAUAGCUCGGUGCUCCGAAAGCACCAGAUCAUCCACACAGGGGAGAAGCCAUAUGCGUGCGGCGUCUGUGGGAAGGCCUUCAGCCACAGCUCUGCACUCGUGCAGCACCAGGGUGUGCACACGGGUGACAAGCCCUACGAGUGCCGCGAGUGUGGAAAGACCUUUGGCCGCAGCUCCAACCUCAUCCUGCACCAGCGGGUCCACACGGGGGAGAAGCCCUAUGAAUGCACUGAGUGUGGGAAAACCUUCAGCCAGAGCUCAACUCUCAUUCAGCAUCAGAGGAUCCAUAACGGGUUGAAACCCCACGAGUGUAACCAGUGUGGCAAAGCCUUCAACCGGAGCUCCAACCUCAUCCACCACCAGAAGGUCCACACUGGAGAGAAGCCCUACACCUGCGUCGCGUGUGGGAAGGGCUUUAGCCAGAGCUCGCACCUCAUUCAGCACCAGAUCAUCCACACGGGCGAGAGGCCCUAUCAGUGCGGUGAGUGUGGGAAGUCCUUCAGCCAGCGCUCCGUUCUCAUCCAGCACCAGCGGAUCCACACUGGGGUGAAGCCCUAUGACUGCACGGCUUGUGGAAAAGCCUUCAGCCAGCGGUCAAAGUUGACCAAGCACCAGUUGAUCCACACCAGGGAGUGAAGCCAUCGCAGCUUCACCCUGACCCCCUGGCUGUGCCUCACUCUCCCUCCACAGACUUGAGGUGGACUCACUCACUUCGUCCACUUCAUGGUCACCGCCCAUGAGGCCACCGUCCACAGACUGGGGACCCUCUUGUGGGUCGUGCUCCUUCUCCCAAGUCCCCUGCCAUCACCCUUGUCUCCUGUGAGCUCAUUUCUCUUUGUUGUUUGUUUUUCCAGUUUGUUAUGAGACAGCUGUACUUGUUAGAAGGGAAAGGAUUAUAGAGGCUGUGCACUCAUCCAUAGAGUUUAUUACUGUAAAGGAACAUAACCAAGAAAGUAAAUGACAUUUGGUUUGAGACAA